This is a messenger RNA of Ctenocephalides felis (cat flea), 999 nucleotides long. Its product is annotated as cold shock domain-containing protein CG9705. Gene Ontology annotation, molecular function: mRNA 3'-UTR binding. NCBI's taxonomy places the organism in Eukaryota, Metazoa, Arthropoda, Insecta, Siphonaptera, Pulicidae. Gene Ontology annotation, biological process: regulation of mRNA stability. The coding region runs from base 219 to 623 and encodes 134 amino acids. Gene Ontology annotation, cellular component: cytoplasm. The record is from RefSeq and is a predicted model, not a curated record. The transcript is spliced from 3 exons.
UAAGUGACAGUUUUAUUGACGAUACGCAUUAAAUUUUAAUUUGACUUUAUUAUAAUUAUUUAUGUAUACAAAUUUUAUCGAUAUUAUUUGUUUAACCUAUAAGUUUGAAAGUAUUUGCACCUAGUAUUCUAAUAAGUGAUCUUAAUAAUUAUAUUAUAUCUUAUUUUGUCAUUAAACCCAUCUUCAAAUUAGUACAAAAUUUUAAGUCUGUUCUUAUUAUGUCGGACCCCCAAGAACAAAUCCGCGAAUGUGCAUCGAGAACAACAGCUGGUAGCCCAAGACUCCAACUGCCCAGCCCUAUUAUUACCAAAAGAAAUCGCACGGCCUCCACAUCUGCUAGAGCUUUAGAAAAUCCUCAGGAACUAGGCGUAAUUAAAUCCUUUUGUCGCAAUAAGGGUCAUGGAUUUAUUACACCACAGUCUGGAGGGGAAGCAAUAUUUGUUCAUAUAUCAGACAUUGAAGGUGAAUAUGUUCCUUUACCGGGUGAUGAAGUUACUUAUAGAUUAUGCUUCAUUCCACCUAAGCUAGAAAAAUGUCAAGCUGUACAUGUUCAGAUUGUAAAUUUAACUCCAAAGGUUCAUACAAAAUGGGACUGCCCUUGUCCAGAUUCAGAACAUAAUUAGAGAUAUAAAAUUUCAUAAAUCAAAUUCACAGACAAAUUUUAUGAAAAUGCCAUAGCCCUAUAGAGGUUUUUAGCCAUGUUUUAUAUAAUUGAAACCGUAAAUAAAUAUGUAUUUCAUGUGAGUAACUCCUAUUUACUUAAGUGUUAUGGAGACACUUGUGUUAAGUCCCUCACAUAAACAAAAUUUAAACAAGAUGAUAAAUUUUUAGUCAGUCUAUAACUUGGAGAAACCUAGUUGCUCUUGUCUGGACCUAACAUAAUGCAUUUUUAUUCUUAAUAUUAUUGCUAAUUUUUAUUAUAAGUAUGAUUAACAUAAUGCUGUUUCAAUCCAAUUUAAAUCGUAUUAAUAAAAUAAUGCUAAAUUGUACUUAAUACAU